AUGUCGGUUGUCGAGCCAAUAUACACCAAUAAUAAUAAUAAUAAUAAUAGUAGAAGUAUGAAAUUAAUGAUAGCUGGUAUUGGAAUCGGAAUACUAAUUACAAUUACUAUUCUUGGGCUUGUAAUAGCCACAUUUGUCAAGGUUAACAACGGAUCAAGUAAUCAAUCAACAUCCACACCUUCACUUAAUUCAGUUUUGGCUGACUCAAUUCGCAUUGAUGAUGUAAUGAACCAUCUCAAAGAGUUACAACGCAUAGCUACUGCUAACAAUGAGAAUCGAGCUGUUAGCACCAUUGGCUUUAAUCAAACGCUUGAUUAUAUUACAAAUACUCUUGCUAUCGAAACUAACUAUAAAGUAUCUAAACAAUUCUUUUCUAUACGACAGUUUGCUCUCGAUGGCAUUCCAAUCUUAAUUUCGUCAAUUAAUGAUGUUACCAAAACGUAUACAUAUUCAACUGAUCUUACUGCUGCUGACUUCUAUCAUAUUAAAUUUUCGACAGGGGCAAAUUUUUCCGAUUUUAUGCCACUUACUGCUAUUCCAAAUGUUGGUUGCUCAGAUGAUGACUGGCAAAAUGCUAAUCCACCAGUAGCUGGAAGAGUAGUAUUAGUCAAAAGAGGAAUUUGUGCAUUUGAAGACAAGGGUGCUUUGGCUGCUAAGCAUGAUGCGGCUGCUAUUUUGAUCUACAAUGAUGGUGCAACGCCUGAUCGUGUAUCACCUAUUGCUAUUGGUCUCGGUCAACAAAACAAUCUAUCUGCUCUUUUUCUUUCAUCUAGUGUUGGCCAAGAACUUGCUAAUGCAGCUCAAAAUCCAUCAAACAAUGCAAGUGUUCAACUCAUUAUACAAGUCAAAAAUUUCCCUUUAUCACCUAUAGGGAAUAUUUGUGCCGAUACACCGACAGGUGAUCCUACUCAAACAAUUGUUGUUGGUAGUCAUAGUGAUAGUGUAGAAACUGGUCCAGGCAUUAACGAUAACGGUAGUGGUAGUGCAGCGAAUCUCGGUUUAGCUCUUGCUCUUGCUGGUCUUUUUCAAACAUCUACUCAUGAAAAAUAUAAAUAUCGUGUUCGAUUUUGUUGGUGGGGUGCUGAAGAGAUUGGUCUUCUUGGCGCUGAUUAUCAUGUUAAACAAGCAAAAAUUAAUACUGCUGUUGGCGAACGUCUUGAUGAUUACUUGGUUAAUCUUAAUUAUGAUAUGCUCGGUUCACCGAAUUAUAUCUUUGGUAUUUAUGAUGGACGAACAGCAAACAAUAACACACCAGUUCAUGCUCUUCCAGGUAGUAAUAAAGUUACAGCUGUAUAUCAGGAUUGGUUUACUAAACAGAAAUUACCUUGGACUUAUACUGACUUUAGUGGUCGAAGUGAUUAUGGUCCAUUUUUAGCUGAAGGAAUUGUGGCUGGCGGACUUUUCUCCGGAGGAGACGAUGUAAAAUCGGCAAAAGAACGUAAUUACUAUGAUGAAAUGCUUGGUCAAGGAAUGGGUGGUAUUGCCGGUGCUAUUCAUGAUCCAUGUUAUCAUCAAGCUUGUGAUUCCAUUCAAAAUAUCAAUGUAUUUGCAUUUGAAAAAAUGGUGCAAGCUGCAGCUUAUGUUUUAGAAUAUUUAGCUCGACAAGAUGAUUUGAAAGGAUGGCUUUAUCCGGAGGGUAGAUCAUUGGGUUUAAAAAAUCGACUAUCACAACGAAAGUAUAACUCUAUAAAUGAAUAUUUUGGUAUGCCUUAUUUAUGA
Molecule: messenger RNA, 1719 nt
Organism: Rotaria sp. Silwood2
Lineage: Eukaryota; Metazoa; Rotifera; Eurotatoria; Philodinida; Philodinidae
Source: the annotation of a GenBank genome assembly